This is a messenger RNA of Tyto alba (common barn owl), 3270 nucleotides long. RefSeq names its product transmembrane 6 superfamily member 2. The transcript has 15 exons. Gene Ontology annotation, molecular function: hyaluronic acid binding. Gene Ontology annotation, cellular component: endoplasmic reticulum membrane; endoplasmic reticulum-Golgi intermediate compartment membrane. Gene Ontology annotation, biological process: cell adhesion; lipid homeostasis; regulation of lipid metabolic process. NCBI's taxonomy places the organism in Eukaryota, Metazoa, Chordata, Aves, Strigiformes, Tytonidae. The record is from RefSeq and is a predicted model, not a curated record. Bases 53 to 2521 code for a protein of 822 amino acids.
CAACGGGGCCAAAGUCCGCGGGCUCCGGCAGCUCGGGCGGCCCGGCCGGGGGAUGCAGCUCCCUGCCGUGCCGGGCGUGCUCGCCCCGUCCCUGCUCGCCAUCCCCGUGGCCUUUGGCAUCAACGGUGCGACCGCCUUGGCAGACAGCCCGCUGGUGCUGAUGCUGAUGGGGAUGCUGGUGCUCGCCGGCCUCUUCUCCAUCAUCAUCUUCGUAAGCGGAUUGAGCCACUUCCAGGAUCCCCUUUUCUGCGUGUUUGUGGUGUUCUCCUUCACCUCCGUCGUCGACUUGAUCAUCUCGCUGGAGGAGGAUGGCUACAUUUCUGGCUUCAUGGAGGUCUACGUCCGAGAGGGCGAGCCCUACCUGCGCACAGCGCACGGCAUCAUGAUCUGUUACUGGGACGGCAUCAUCCACUACGGGCUCUACCUCGCCAUGAUCGUGGCCAUCAGCCAGAGAAAGAGCUACAGGAACCUGGGUCUCUUCUGGCUGGGCUCUCUGAUGAUGAGUGUCGUCGUCUUCCUGCUUGGGAAUCUGAUAGGGAAAUACAGCUCCGACCUCAGCCCUUCUUUCCUGCUCAACCUGCCCUACAUCCUCAUCCCCAUCUGGGCUGGGCUGAGGCUUUUCCAGCAGCCCAAAGCCCUGCCAUGCCUCAGCCCUGAGAAGGUUGCAGAGGAGCAACACAAGCCCCUGUACCAGCGGCCCCAGGACAUGGGGCUGGUCCUGCUCCUGCUCCUCACCGCCGCGUUCACCUUCUUCAGGGGGUUGGUGGUUUUGGACUGUCCCGCUGAUUCGUGCUUCGAGUACAUCUACCAGCAUGAGCCGUACCUGCGCGACCCCGUCGCCUACCCCAAAGUGCAGGUUGCUCCUGGCUGCCCGACUGGAGUCUGGUGUUUGCCGGUGCCGUCGCGCAGGCUCAGUUCUCCCAUCUGGGCUCCUCGCUGCACGCCCGCACGCCUUUCCCUUACCAGACCCCUGAAGAUGUCUGGUGGAGCUUCCUCCUCACCAACGUCCUCUACGCGCUGGGCCCCCAGCUCCUGGCCUUCCGCUGCCUGCGCUGCCCUGCCUUCUUCCUGCCUGCCACUCCUGCCAGCCUGCACGUGGGCAAGAAACACCAGUGACGUGUCCUGCCCGCCCCGGGGGGGCUGCUGCCCAUCUCCCCUCUCCCCUCUGCAAGAGCAGCCGGAGCAGCCUGCGCCGGGACCGGGGGGCCCGGGACCGGGCGGGCCGGUGACCUUGGCGAGCCGGCGGCCCUGCGCAGCGUCGGGAGCCGGGGCAGGGCCGGGCCGAGCUCCCGGUGCCGCCCCCUGCGCGGAGCCGCCCCGGCAGCACCGGAGGCACCGGCGGCACCGGAGCGUUCCUGCGGCCGGGCCCCUCCCGCGGGCCGGUACCGGCGGAGACACGAUGCGUCCCCGAGGUCCCUGGGCCGCUGGCCCGGCAGCUCUGCUGCUCCUCGCCGGCAUCCUCGCCUCCAACGCGCUGCUCAGCACCCGGGGAAGGAAGAAAGUGGUUCAUGUCAUGGAGGGUGACAGCGGGGCCGUGGUCGUGCAAACGGCCCCGGGGAAGGUGGUGACCCACCGGGGCGGCACCAUCAUCCUGCCCUGCCGGUACCACUACGACGUGUCCGCCCACGACCCGGCCGAGAUCCGCCUCAAGUGGACCAAGGUGACGGAGCCGAUGGCCUUCGUGGACGUCUUCGUGGCGCUGGGGAAGGCGCGGCGGGCGUUCGGCAGCUACCGCGGCCGCACGGCGCUGCAGGAGGAUGGCUUCGGCGACGCCUCGCUCAUCAUCCGCAACGUCACCCUGCAAGACUACGGCCGCUACGAGUGCGAGGUCACCAACGAGCUCGAGGACGACACCGGCAUGGUCAAGCUGGACCUCGAAGGCGUCAUCUUCCCCUACCACCCACGCCUGGGUCGCUACACCCUGAACUUCCACGAGGCGCAGCAGGCGUGCCUGGAGCAGGACGGCAUCCUGGCCUCGCACGACCAGUUGCACCAGGCCUGGCUGGAGGGCAUGGACUGGUGCAACGCCGGCUGGCUGGAGGACGGCUCGGUGCAGUACCCCAUCUCCCGGCCACGGGAGGAGUGUGGCCGCAAGGACACGCCGGUGGGGGUUCGCAACUACGGCUACCGGCACAAGGAGACCGAGCACUACGACGCCUUCUGCUUCACCUCCAACCUCAACGGCAAAGUCUACUUCUUGAAGACGUAUCGCAAGCUGAGCUACGCCGAGGCGGUGCAGGCCUGCAAGAACAACGGGGCGGCCGUGGCCAAGGUGGGCCAGCUCUACGCCGCCUGGAAAAUCCAGCUGCUGGACCGCUGCGAGGCUGGUUGGGUGGAAGACGGCAGCAUCCGUUAUCCCAUCGUCAACCCCCGGGCACGCUGCGGGGGCCGGGAGCCCGGCGUACGGAACCUGGGCUUCCCGGAUAAGAAGUACAAGCUUUUUGGGGUUUAUUGCUUUAAAAAAGCUGGUGAGGCUGCCCCGGAGAAGGUGCUGGGUGGGGGGCAUCCGAAUCGUGUGUGAGGCUCGCCUUCACUGGGAGCACCCCUCGCAGCCCCCAAGCCGUGUGCUGGGCUCCCCGGCAGUGCGGGGAGCUGCGGGCAGCCCCUGCGUUGGAACUGGGAAAGGGGCCCGCGCGCUGCCGGCGCGGCUGCUGCGCCCAAAGCCUGGUGACGCUCGGGGAAACUGAGGCAGCAGGAGGGGAACGACUUCAGUAGCCCAGCCAGGAGCCUGCGCUUGGAUCCAGGGCUGGCUCCCCAGCUCAUUGCAGUUCUCGCUUCUCAACCAGCAUCUUGCAUGUGCUAAAGGCCCAGCCAGAGCUUGAGCCCCGCCACGUCCUCAUCCUCACGCCCGGGGUCCCCAGCUCCGCGCUGUCCCUGAGGCCACGCAGCACUCCAAACCCCCCCCGGGAGAUGCUACGGGCAACCAGCAUCCCAGGCCCAGCCAAAUCCCACCUUGGCACUGGGCAAGGACCAGGGGGCACUGGGCUUGGCUUCAUGCAACACAGGCAUCCCGGGGGGGGGCACCCGCAGCCCCUCCAGCACCCGCUUGCCACUGGCCACCCCCCAGGGCCACUGCUGGUGCCGGGUGAGGCAAGUGGCCACGAGCCCGGGGCUGGGGCAGCUCCUCAGCACUUGGCUUCGUGCGGAAGCGGCCGAUGCCGGCAGCGGGGUGGCCACUGUCCCGAGCACCGGCACGAGGCUUUUUGCAGCCCUGGCGCUCGCGAGCUGGACGUAGAUGAAAUAAAAGCUUCGGCCGCUUCGGAGAGCUGA